Messenger RNA from Lindgomyces ingoldianus, 525 nucleotides. RefSeq lists its product as uncharacterized. Bases 1 to 525 code for a protein of 174 amino acids. NCBI's taxonomy places the organism in Eukaryota, Fungi, Ascomycota, Dothideomycetes, Pleosporales, Lindgomycetaceae. The transcript has 7 exons. The record is from RefSeq and is a predicted model, not a curated record.
AUGAACAUCAGCGAUAGGAUCAAGAUCGAAGGUUUCGAGGGAGGCACAAAAAACUGCUGGGACUACCGCUUUUUACAGAGUGUGCAGUUCGUUAAAGGCUUUUUGCCGUUCAAAGCCCUUCCACUUAUCAUUACUUCGGGAUCUGCCCCAUGCGACGAGAAGCCAACUAUGUACUACUAUCCAGGCUCUUCUGCUAGUGGAUGCCCAGAAUCGCAACAAACGAAAUAUACGGGGAUUGCUCCAUUACCAUCUAAAACGAGUAACGCCAGAAAUACCAACAGUUCCAUUAUCACGAAAUCCUUGCCCUUUGACCCGGACUUGGACCGUAUGACCACCAACAAGAGUCGCCAAACUGUCUACUGUUCACAGCCCUCCAUUCUAGUCUUCGGGCUUGCUCGCUAUUUCGUUAGAGGAAAUUUCCGGGUGUAUGUGCCAUGCAUCGAGCUGAGGCUAUUCGAAGUCUCCCAACUUAGCUUCGGUCUCAAGAUAGGAAGCGUCAAAUUUUCGUCUUCUUUCGGCUCUUGA